GUACUGUCACCAUGAUUCCCGAUCUCGUCAGAAAAGACGGGCAGUCGCUUCAGAAGUUUUUCGAAGAUAACGAAACACUUGCGAUGCUUGAAGAUGUACGCAAGUGGCUCGCCUCUAGUGAAGUCUUCAGCAAGUAUCUCUCAUCCGAAGUAGUUUCAACAAAGUCUCUAGCUGGGCUCAUAAUUCAAAUGCUCAACUGUUAUGAGACAUCUUUCGGUCGAAAUGUUAGCAAACCUGUGAUGACGAGACUUCCGGUGAAGCUUUUCUUGGACUUCAGACCAGGCGGAGCUCUGUGCUUGAUUCUGGGAACUAUGUACAGAGUAAAGAGUGAACGAAAUUGGCGCCGAUUCGAUUUCACGUCGCCGAAUAGACUGGACAGUGUUGCUGAAGCUCUUAUGGCCAUCGAGGAAUGCUUGGUUCAAGCCAAAUUGUUUUCAGUGCCUAUAGUGUUCAUAAGACCUGACGUGGAUCCAAAACUUUCGGUGAAGUUGGUUGAAAUACUGAAGCGACAUAAAGGAAAUGUGACGAGUAAUUUUGAAGAGGCAACACAUGUAAUUUACCCCCCUGGGCCACCUCCACCCACGGACGAAGAUUUUGUGCGACCUAUUUACAAUAACGGUACUAACUGUCUGGUGCAUCUUUGGUUUUACCCGGACAGUUGUGUCUGCUUUUUACCGUCUCAUUAUGUGCCGACGAUAGAAUCCAAAAUUGACAUUCAUGAUCUUCAAAUGCCAGCUGAAAAAUAUGAAGUAAAUGCUCGAUGGGUUUUGGACUUGGAUGAUUUCAAUGAAUGGAUGUGUGAGGACGAUUAUGCGCUGAAUACAGCCGAGGGGAAGAAAUUCAUGACGUCACCCGUGUAUCGCAACACGAUCACUCCUUGCAUCCCCGUGAGUUCAAUCAACGAACGGGUCUCUGGAAAACGGAAGAAGUCUCCGUCUCCAGUGGCGAAUAACUCUGACAAGAAGAAACGGAAAACUGCUCCGAAAAAACGCCGGGCUGAUGAAGACGAAAGCAGCAGUGAUAUCAACUUUGAUCAGAAUUCGAUGACUUCGCCUAAUAAAGUAGCGCCAGAUUCGUCCUCAAGUGAUAUCCCGACUUUCACUCCAGAUGAUGCACCCAAAGAAGAAGCUCCUGUCUCGACAAAGCCAGUUGAAUCAGAGGCAAGCACAUCUUUUGUAACUGCAGCAUCCACAUCUCAACAGUCGAAGGAAACGAGUAGCGUUAAAGAAGCUCCACAGAAAGAGGCAUCAACCAAUUGUGCCGCGGAGAAAGCUAACCAAAGCAGCAUUGACUUCACGAAGAAUCAAGUGACCGUUUUGGAAACUGCGAAUGCAGCUUUGAAAGAUAGCAGCUCGAAACAUAAAACGGCCACGGAACAAACUCAUCAUAUUAUAAUGCCAUCAUAUGCUGCUUGGUUUGACUAUAAUGCGAUACAUGCUAUUGAAAAGAGAGCGCUACCGGAGUUUUUCAAUGAGAAGAAUAAAUCCAAGACUCCCGAAAUAUAUCUGUCGUACAGAAAUUUCAUGAUCGAUUCCUACCGGAUCAAUCCACAGGAAUAUUUAUCGACCACGGCAUUGCGGCGAAAUCUUACCGGCGAUGUGUGUGCGUUGAUGCGUAUCCAGUCUUUCCUGGAACAGUGGGGCUUAAUAAACUUCCAAAUUGACUUGAUCGACAGACCCAAACCGAUGGGACCACCUGCGACUUCCCAUUUCCACGUCUUAGGUGACACACCUUCGGGACUGAAACCAAUUCAACCGGUCCGUCCAUCAAAGAUUGUUGAACCCAAGAAAGAAGUUAUAAGCGAGGCAAAAGAUUCGGCAAAAACAACAGAAGGAGCAUCUUCAGUUGUUGAUGCAUCGUCGAUAGCUGCUGGUGCUGGGACAGUUUUGGCCAAAAACUUAGGCCUUAGGACCGACAAGUACACAAAAGUGAAGGAUAAGCAAUGGUCGGAUAAAGAGCUGCUGUCUCUCCUGGAAGCAGUGGAGUUGUUCAAAGAUGACUGGAAUCGGGUGGCUGAGCAUGUUGGAACCAGGACGCAACAUCAGUGUAUUAUGCAGUUUCUUCAACUGCCCAUUGAGGAUCCAUAUGUGGAUCCGUCGAAGCUAAAUGGACUGGAAGAAAUUUUACCCGUUCCGUAUAGCCAACAAGGAAACCCUUUGAUGACUACAGUUGCGUUUUUAUCAUCCGUCGUGGAUCCGAGAAUAGCUAAGAUGGCAACUGAGUCGGCUCUGGAAAAGUUUGAGGAGAUAAAUGAGGAAUUACCGAAAGCAUUUGUAGAGGAAAAGAUCAAAGAAGCUGAAAAACAAGGAGUGACCGAGGUAAAGGGAAUUGUGAAGUUGAGUGACAUUGCAGGAUGUGACGAGGAAGAAAUUGUGGCUGAUAAUGAUGAGGACGGCAAAGAAGAAUCGGAAGACGCCAAGAAAGACAAGAAAAGUGAUAAAAAAGAUGAAAAGAUUGCGGAAACCGAAUCAGAAGAAGGAAAAACUGAAGAAGCUAUGGAAACUGAUGUUGGAGGAGCGACUUCGUCCGAGACUUCUGCCGACUCUGAUGCUACGAUCGAAGCAAUGGGAUGUGUCGCUGGUGCUCCACAAGAUGAUGUUUCAGAAGCAAGCAAACCAGAAAGUAAAGUUGCCCAAAAGAGCGAAGAGUCCACCGAAGGUAAAUUGAGUGAAGAGAAGAUGGACGAAGAUUCUGAGGUUACAGUGAAGAAAGAGUACGACCCUGAAGAAGCAAAGAAGAGUCUAACAGUCGCAGCGUCAACUGCAUUGGCUGCCUCAGCUGUAAAAGCCAAGCAUUUGCAAGGUCUAGAAGAGCGUAGAAUUAAAAGUCUAGUGGCUAUUGUGAUUGAAACGCAGAUGAAGAAACUUGAUAUGAAGAUGAAGUAUUUCGAAGAGCUCGAAAGCAUGAUCGAGAAAGAACGCGAUACGCUUGAAUGUCAGAAGACUGAGCUAAUGAAAGAGCGCCAACAGUUUUACAUGGAGCAGAUUAAAACUACAGAAGAGAAACUUAAAGGUGUCGGCAUGGCAGAUAUGGCGCUUGAAGCACUGACUGCCAAGAAAACUUCUACAUCCAGCAGCGAAUUAGUAAUACCUGCCAGUGUAGUAACUGAGAAGCCCUCACAUUCUCAGGUGGCUUCAACUGGCUUUCAAAAUAGCCCUACUGCGCCUCCUGUAUCCCAACAUUAUGGUCAACCUGGACCUUCUCAGCCAUCGGGUUUUGUCGCGCCAACGCAACCCACUACUAGACCGCAAGGUCCAAUGAGGGGCUCUCCGGGUCCUGCUAGUCACCCUUCAUACGCAGCACAUCCUAUCUCAAGGCAAAUGCAAACAGCGCCUGGGACUGCUCAAUUGCCACCGGCUGGAUCUGGACAUCCUUAUCAUCCAGCUGGGCCUCAUGGUCAGAUGCAUCUCAGACCAGCUAUGGGAGCAUACGGUUCUACGUACGCUCCAGCCCCUGGAUCGCCGGCUUCUGCUAGCAUGCAGUCUGCUCGUCCAGAAGCUCAACAGCCUCCUGUGCAACCUCGGCCAAAUUCGAGAACUCCUCAAGCUCCGCCGCAAUCUGAAACUUCUGCCCCUGCUUCUGUUGGUGUAUCUAUGGCUCACAAUCAGCAUCAGCCUUCCUAUGCAACUUCUUCGCCGUCUUCUUCAGUUUCAUCUGCUAGUGGAUCCUCGGUGUCCGGUUCAUCGGCAGCCAGCGUGCAAGACUCAGUAAAAUCUGGAGUGUUUCCAAUCAAACAAGUUGCGAACCCUUCUGCAGCUGUCUAUCCUCCUGCUGCUCAAAAUCCCGCUUCGGUCGGAGUUCCGUAUCAGCAUCCAAAAUAUCCCUCUAAUCAGCCUGGAUCAAUGGUUCCAUCUAGCCAAUUGGCUGCAAGGGCUUCUAGCGGCUCAAACGUGUCGCAGUCAUCUAUUGCUUCCAGUGCAAGUUCUCAACCGCAUGCUGCGACAUAUGCCGGUACUGUUCCAACUCCACAACCUGCAGGUCAUGGAGCUCCUAGUGGACCACCGCCUUCCUCUGCUCCGCAAUCGCAAACUGGACCAUCUACCAUGCAUUAUGGAAAUGAAAGACCAGGAUAUCCCGGUCAUCCCUCGAGUAUGAUGAACCCUUCUGGACCCUAUGCAAAUUCUGGGACAUCGCAUCACGGAUACACAGGAAACGCGCCUCCGUCAGCUCAUCAAAUGCCAAUGUAUCCUCAACAAUCUGCCUCUCAAAUGCCUCACAGAGGAUACCAAGCCCCAUCAAUGCAGCAAAGUGGGCAUCCAGAGAACCCAAAUUAUCCUCCUCAACAUCAGAUGCAGCAUCAAGGCUACCACGCAUACCCAGGGCACUAUCCCCAUCCUCAAAUGGGUCCGCCACCAACAUCGCAUGCUCAAUAUCCUCCUCCCCAUAUGAUGGCCACUCAUUCAACGGGAGGGCAGCCGGCUCCGCUGCCAAAUUCUGCGACAGCAAUGAGUCAAUCUGGCGAGGUUGCAGCGCCCCCAAUGGAGAGUGGGCAGAUAGCCGAUGCCGAAUCAGGAGACAGUGAACGAAGCAUGGACCAGGAGUGAUCAUUCGGCAAAUUACGGUUUUGACUUCAAAAAAAGUUGAUGAUAUCAAUUUUUUUUUGUACACGAGUUCUAUGAAAAUCAGUUGAACUUGUUGAAUACUUCGUACGAGUUUAAAUGCUUGAAAGAAACUCCUUUUUGAUUUAUUCGUUUAUUUCUGUUGCUUUUUUGCGUUUAAAUUUUUACUCUUUUUAAUUUAUUUAUUGUCUGUCGUUAUGAAAGUGUUUAUAUAUGUAAUCUAGUUGUGCAAUACAUGUUAUGUACGUUCG
Messenger RNA from Symsagittifera roscoffensis, 4810 nucleotides. Its product is annotated as SWI/SNF complex subunit SMARCC1-like. Gene Ontology annotation, cellular component: SWI/SNF complex. Lineage: Eukaryota; Metazoa; Xenacoelomorpha; Acoela; Convolutidae. Gene Ontology annotation, biological process: positive regulation of DNA-templated transcription. Gene Ontology annotation, molecular function: histone binding; DNA binding. The record is from RefSeq and is a predicted model, not a curated record. The transcript has a single exon. Bases 12 to 4544 code for a protein of 1510 amino acids.